Molecule: messenger RNA, 1533 nt
Organism: Phytophthora infestans T30-4
Lineage: Eukaryota; Oomycota; Peronosporomycetes; Peronosporales; Peronosporaceae
Exons: 1
Coding region: 1-1533 (510 amino acids)
Source: RefSeq, a predicted model, not a curated record
AUGCAGUACGCAGGUAUUGGCUUUGUCAACGGAGUACUACCGGCUGUGAUCUACCCUGUAUUACAAGGAUAUCUCAACGCUGAAGGAACGAUCGUUGUGUCCGCAACAUUGCUCGUGCAACUACCGUGGUCUUACAAGGUAUUCCUGGGAAUUCUAAGCGAUUGCUUCCCUAUCGGCGGCUUCCGUCGACGACCGUACAUGCUGAUAGGAUGGCUGCUAUGUUGCUGCAUGCUGUUCAUGAUGGCGUGUUUCCACGAAGCAGAACCGUAUUUUGGAGACCCAAGCAUGCACUUUACUAGCCCUGACGAAUGGACGGAAGCUCAACGCAAGAGUAUCAACACUGGCGCCCCUGAAGCAGCAGGAAGAUACGUGAUCCCCAUGAUGAUGGCCGCCUUCGGAUAUUUGCUAGUCGAAGUUCCCGCAGACGCCGUAACUAUCGAGUACUCUCAGCGUGAGCCAACCAACAGCCGUGGUCAUCUGCAGUCGUGGAUCCACAGUCUUCGUAUGGGGUUCAGCGCGUUGGGAGCUCUCGUCGUUGCAGUCGCGUUCAAUGGCGUUGAGUACGGCGGCUCCUUCGAUUUCUCGCUCACAUUCCCGCAGCUAAUGUUCUUCAUGGGUUGUCUAUGCCUACCGCUCGGACCUGCCGCCUGGUUCCUUGUGCACGAGAAUGAAGUGAAGCCUCCUAGAUUCAGCGAAUACAUGUCAAGCUUUUGGAAAGUUCUACAGAAACGAGCAGUGUACCAAGUGGCGGCAUACAAGUUCUUCUCGGGAGUUUUCAACAACUUUAACAUCGUUUCGUCCAGCAACAUUAAGUUGUACUGGGUCCACGCCACGCCGUUCAACGCAAGUAUUAUGGCCAUCGUUGGCACCUUCACGUACGCUGGGACCUUGGCCAUUAUGGCUCAUCGCGGACUGCAUUGGAACUGGCACGUUGCCAUCGCUGCUACAGUCAUUUUCGGUGUCGUCACCGACUGCAUGAUGACGAUGCUAGUGACAUGGGACAUCGUUCGCAGCCAGUGGUUUUGGCUCGGUGUUCCUGUCAUGGGAGAGGUCCCGCACGCUGUCCGCUUCAUUGUGAGCAAUUACAUCGUCGUCGAGCUUAUCGAGCAGGGAACUGAAGGUGCCUUAUACGGAAUAUUGACCACCACCAAUCACGUGGCCGCCCCGUUCGGUCGCACGACUGCCAAGAUCAUCAACGCUCGCUUCCAUGUAUGGAAGGACGACAUCCUGGCCGACACGUACGAGACGCGUCGCGAUGUGACGUACACGAUAUGGCUUUGCUACGGUAUGAAGCUGGUGUCACUGAUCUUCCUGCCAUUAUUACCCAACCAGAGGGACACCACACAGGCGCUACGUCGUCAAGGAGGUGUGAGCAAGCGCAAGGGCAUGUGGAUGGUCGUGAUCCUUAUGAUCGCACUAGUGUGGUUCACUGUAGUGAAUGUGCUGAGCAUGAAUCCGGCAACAGAGUGCUGGGCGAUCACUGGAGGCUGCGAGCCCGGCUCCGACUCACUUCAACUUCAGUCGUUCUUCUGA